AUGGAAGGAGGCCGCGCGCUCUUCUCCCUCCACGCCACCGCCACCGCCGCCGCGCUGGUGGUGGUGAUCGGCGUUGAGGCGAGGGCGGUGUACAACAACGGGCAGGCGGAGGGGCUCACCUUCUGGGCGCCCAACAUCAACGUGUUCCGGGACCCGCGGUGGGGCCGCGGGCAGGAGACCCCCGGCGAGGACCCAACGAUGACCGGCAAGUACGCCGCCGUCUUCGUCCGCGGCGUGCAGGGCUACGGCCUCGCCGGCGCCGUCAACUCCAGGAACCUCGAGGCCUCCGCCUGCUGCAAGCACUUCACCGCCUACGACCUCGAGAACUGGCACGGCAUCACACGAUACGUCUACGACGCCAAGGUGACGGCACAGGAUCUGGAGGACACGUACAACCCUCCGUUCAAGAGCUGCGUGGAGGACGGCCACGCCAGCGGCAUCAUGUGCUCCUACAACCGCGUCAAUGGCGUGCCGACGUGCGCUGACUACAACCUUCUCUCCAAGACGGCGAGGCAGAACUGGGGGUUUUACGGGUAUAUCACCUCAGACUGCGACGCGGUGGCCAUUAUCCAUGAUGCGCAAGGGUAUGCCAAGACGGCAGAAGAUGCAGUUGCAGAUGUGCUCAAAGCUGGAAUGGACGUGAACUGCGGCGGCUACGUGCAGGAGCACGGCGCGUCUGCACUCCAGCAAGGGAAGAUCACGGAGCAGGACAUCGACAGAGCCCUGCACAACCUGUUCGCCGUCAGGAUGAGGCUGGGGCUCUUCAACGGCGACCCCAGGCGGAACCGGUACGGCAACAUCGGGCCCGACCAGGUGUGCACGCAGGAGCACCAGGACCUCGCCCUGGAGGCUGCGCAGGACGGCAUCGUCUUGCUCAAGAACGACGGCGGCGCCCUUCCACUGUCCAAGUCCAGUGUCGCGUCCCUCGCCGUGAUCGGGUUCAACGCGAACGACGCCACCAGGCUUCUCGGCAACUACUUCGGCCCGCCGUGCGUGACGCUGACGCCGCUCCAGGUGCUGCAGGGCUACGUGAAGGACACGAGCUUCGUCGCCGGCUGCAACUCGGCCGCCUGCAACGUCACGACGAUCCCCGAGGCAGUCCAGGCGGCGAGCUCGGCGGACUACGUUGUCUUGUUCAUGGGGCUGGAUCAGGAUCAGGAGAGGGAGGAGGUUGACCGGCUGGACCUGACGCUACCGGGACAGCAGCAGACCCUCAUCGAGAGCGUCGCGAACGCCGCGAAGAAGCCGGUGGUCCUCGUGCUGCUCUGCGGCGGGCCCGUGGAUGUGAGCUUCGCCAAGACGAACCCCAAGAUCGGGGCCAUCCUGUGGGCUGGCUACCCCGGCGAGGCCGGCGGCAUUGCCAUCGCACAGGUCCUCUUCGGAGAGCACAACCCCGGUGGAAGGCUGCCCGUGACGUGGUAUCCCCAAGACUUCACGAGAGUGCCCAUGACGGACAUGAGGAUGCGCGCCGACCCACCCACGGGCUACCCCGGCCGGACGUACCGGUUCUACCGCGGCCCGACCGUGUUCAACUUCGGCUACGGCCUCAGCUACUCCAAGUACUCCCACCGCUUCGUCACGAAGCCGCCUCUCAUGAGCAACAUCGCCGGCCUGAAGGCGCUGGAGACGACGGCGGGCGGCAUGGCGAGCUACGACGUGGAGGCCAUGGGGUCGGAGACGUGCGACCGGCUCAAGUUCCCGGCGGUGGUGCGGGUGCAGAACCACGGGCCCAUGGACGGGAAGCACCCGGUGCUGGUGUUCCUGCGCUGGCCCAACGCGACGGACGGCAGCGGCCGGCCGGCCAGACAACUGAUCGGGUUCCAGAGCCUGCACCUGAGGGCGAUGCAGACGGCGCACGUGGAGUUCGAGGUGAGCCCCUGCAAGCACUUCAGCCGGGCGACGGAGGACGGCAGGAAGGUGAUCGAUCAGGGCUCGCACUUCGUGAUGGUCAGCGAGGAUGAGUUUGAGAUGAGCUUCAUGGCAUGA
Messenger RNA from Miscanthus lutarioriparius, 1986 nucleotides. Lineage: Eukaryota; Viridiplantae; Streptophyta; Magnoliopsida; Poales; Poaceae. The record is from the annotation of a GenBank genome assembly.